AUGUUUUCAUUUUUAUCAUCGAAGGAACUGAUCGGUCAUUGUCUUUGCAAAGACGUGAAAGUCAAAAUUGAUCCUGUGUCUUUAACUGAUAAAUCCAAUGAAAUUCUCGUAUGUCAUUGUUCAAAUUGUCAACGUGCUGGUGGUGGAUUAUUAUCAUAUGAAAUAAUAUUACCCGAUGAAAAAGUUACUCUCAUCGAUGAUAAAUCAUUGAUUACAAGAUAUGAUGAUACUGAUACAAAGUCCAAAAAUGUUGUAGAACGCUAUUUUUGUCGUCAAUGUGGUAGUCCUAUCUAUGGAAAAACACCGAAAAAUAAACCAAAUAUUACUAUUGUCAAAUUAAGUUUAUUUGCUGGUGAUCAACUACCAUGUCCAACGAAAGAAGUAUUUUGUGCAGAAAUGAUGAAAUGGGAAAAAAAGAUUGAUGGUGUAAAACAUUACGAUGAAGGUCCUGAGUAA
This is a messenger RNA of Adineta steineri, 456 nucleotides long. Lineage: Eukaryota; Metazoa; Rotifera; Eurotatoria; Adinetida; Adinetidae. The record is from the annotation of a GenBank genome assembly.